Molecule: messenger RNA, 863 nt
Organism: Eurytemora carolleeae
Lineage: Eukaryota; Metazoa; Arthropoda; Copepoda; Calanoida; Temoridae
Product: glycine-rich protein 1
Exons: 2
Coding region: 73-813 (246 amino acids)
Source: RefSeq, a predicted model, not a curated record
AAUAAGUUUGCUUCAAUUAAAUCUUGUUUUUAUUGUUCUAUUUUACAUUAGUGAGCCUGCUACAGCACUGCUAUGAACGGAAUAUUCUAUCUUUCCUUGAUUCUAUUUGUGAAUGGUAUCAGCGGUGGCUAUGUUGAUAUGACAGGAGCACCAGUUGCGAAUGCAACCGAAGAUGCUGCUGCAAAUGCAACAGCUCCUGCAGAUCCAGCUGGAAAUUCAACAGCACCUGCCGCUCCUACUGCUGCUAACUCAACGGUAGAUGCAGCUCCUGAAGAUGCUAAACCUAAUAACGCAACUGCUGAUGCUGCUGGAGCUGGCAAUGCAACAGCUGAUGCUGCUGGAGCUGCCAAUAAAACAGGGAAUGCUGGAGCUGCUAAUGCAACAGCUGAUGCUGGAGCUGGUAACGCAACAGCUGACAGUGGAGCAGCAAACGCAACAUUAUAUGCUGGAGCCGGAGCAGAUAAUGCUACUGCUGAUGCAGGAGGAGCAAAUGCAACAGCUACUGCUGGAGGAGCAAAUAAAACAGCUGAUGCCGGAGCUAAAAAUGCAACAACAGCUACAGCAACUAACGAAACUGAUGCUGCUCCAACUGCUCCAGCUUCUCCAGCUGCUCCAGCUGCUCCUGAAGAUGCUGCUGCUUCUGAGGAUAGUGGUGAAUCUUCUGAAGGUGCAGAAUCUUCUGAAGCCGCUGAAGCAGCUGAGGCUGUGGAAGCUGCCACAGCUGCUGAAACUGGUGGGAAAGAAGCAAAGCCCAAAGGCUAUGCAAGUAAAGGAAAGCAUGGGAAAGCAGCUGCGAGAAGAAGACGAUUUUAAACAGAUUGUAGGUUAAUGCACUAAUGAAUAAACAGAGAAUGAUCGAAUUA